CUUCUAGUAGCUUCCAGGCGCGAGGAGGCAGCGCUCGGCUCGACGGGGGCGGACGCGGCGGUGGCUGUUUCUUCGGGGCGCCGAUGGCCAAGUGGGGAGAAGGGGACCCGCGCUGGAUCGUGGAGCAGCGCGCGGAUGCCACCAACGUCAAUAACUGGCACUGGACCGAAAGAGAUGCAUCGAACUGGUCCUCCGAGAAGCUGAAAACACUGUUUCUGGCUGUUAGAGUAGAGAAUGCGGAGGGGACUUGUGAAGUGACAGAAGUGAGCAAAUUAGAUGGGGAAGCCUCCAUCAACAAUCGCAAAGGAAAACUGAUUUUCUUCUAUGAAUGGAACAUCAAGUUGGCUUGGAAAGGUACCUCAAAAUCAGGUGUAAAAUAUAAAGGACAUGUGGAAAUUCCCAAUCUUUCAGAUGAAAAUGAUAUUGAUGAAAUUGAGAUCAAUGUUAGUCUUGCAAAAGAUGAACCAGAUACAAACCUGCUACUGUUGAUGAGGCAAGAAGGUGUAAAGCAGAUCAGCAAUGCUAUGGAAACUUAUAUCAGCACUCUUAAAACAGAAUUUACCCAAGGCAUGAUUUUGCCUACAGUAAAUGGUGAACAGUCAGAACCACAGCAUCAUUCUGUGCGUAAAACAGACGAGCAUAAGGUCACUGAACAGGUUGCUGGCAACACUUCUGCAUCUAAAUCGGUAGGAGUUAAGAUUCCUACCUGCAAGAUAAAUUUGAAGGAUAUUUUCCUGACAUCCCCAGAGGAACUCUAUAGAGUGUUCGUUACCCAAGAGAUGGUCCAAGCUUUUACUCACUCACCUGCUGUUGUGGAGGCUGACAAAGGAGGAAAAUUUCAGCUGCUAAAUGGGAGUGUCACUGGCAAGUUCAUUGAACUAGUUUCUGCAAAGCAGAUUGCUAUGAAAUGGAGAUUUAAGUCCUGGCCAGAGGGACACUUUGCAACUAUUACAUUGACCUUCACCGACAAGGGUGGUGAAACAGAAGUCUGCCUAGAAGGGAAGGGCAUCCCAGCCAGUGAAGAAGAGAGAACAAAAGAGGGCUGGCAACGUUAUUACUUUGAGGGCAUUAAACAGACGUUUGGCUAUGGAGCCCGAUUGUUUUAACGCUGGCUACUGCGGAGUCUCUACCCAAAGAUUCUGCCAUGUGAACUGAUUCGCUUCUUGUCUGUUCCUUUCUUAUCCUCUGUUUCACUAUUGUGACAAGCAGGAGGGCCCUGAAGGCCACUGAGCAGCACCAAUUCCAACCCUUCCCUGCCUGUGCAGGUCUCCUACUUCAUGGGUUUCAAAGGUAGAUUCUCAUAAAUGUACAUAUACCUGUAUUGCUAAAUAAACAUAACUUAAAAGAAGAGGUACCAGCUCUCUUAUCUGAGUAGAGAGAUCAAAGAGCUUUUAAGCAAAGAGCAGAAGAGUUCAGACUCAUCAUGGAUAGAGAGGAUCUUAAUUCAGAAGGUAUCUGAAACUUGAGGGGAUUUAACUAAUGGGAACAGAAGCAUUAUAUUUAAGAUGCAUCAUAGUGUAAGGACAUCUUUUUAUUUUUAUUUUUCAAAAAUUGCUGCACCACUACCAGCAGAGAGGUUAAUGGCAAGAGCGUUCUAAACUGUUGUUGUUGAAAUGUCAUGCCUAGUAACUGAUGUGCUCUCACAGCCACAUUAUCUUUCUAUUGGCCUAUUCUCUGAGAGUGGGCCCUUAUAUUAGAAAACCGCACUACCCAAGAAAAUUCCAUGUAGCGCCCUCAAAAGUUUGAAUGUGCACAAUAGCACUUAGAGUAUAUUGGAAUCCAGAACAGAUUGUAUAAAACAGAAGGGAGCACAUCUGAUUAAAACCAGCAUUCAUUUUUAAAGUUUUGAUACCUUAAAUCUUUAGCUUUGAGAGUACAAUUUUAUUCUAGGAAGAGACUUUCUUGGAGGCAAAUGUGACUUUCUUUGUUCAAAAUAUAUUUCAACAUUACUACUGAGACCAAUAAACAGAUUAUAACACGUUAAUUAUACCUACAGAUCUGAGGUUUCUUCAGAAUAGGAAAUCUAAGUUCUUGCUUGCACUAUAACCUGAAUCUCUUUGGGACUAGGUGGCAGUUGUACAUUUAGAAUUUGUUUUUAAAAGUCACGCUUGAUGGCUUUGUUAUUUAUUUAUUUUUUUGGUGAGAGAUUAGAAGGGAAAAAAGAUAAAAUGAGCAGCAAUAUUAUACUGCUUGCUAUGUAAGCAAGAGUCUGGAAUAACUCUUUUAUUUAGUCUUUCCUUGAAUGUCUUUUUCUGUGGCAGUCACGCCUCAAGAAAAUGCAAACUUAGCCUUUCUUUUAAUCUAAUUUGUUUACUUGUGAGGCAUGUUUGAUCCUGAAUUCAAGAAGAAAUUUAUACAGUGACUUUUAUAAUCCAAUACAGCCAAACUCUGAUAAGGAAAGUGUGUGUCAUUUAGAAGUAAGCUGUUGCUUCUGAAUUCUCAUGCAACACAUCUCAUUACUCCAAAAUACCUCAGUGUUUCUUUAUUAAUCUUUCUGUUUUGACAUUGAAAAUGGUUGUUUGAUUUUUAUAAAGUGUUGGUCCUGAUGGAAAGCAGCAAUUGGCCUCAGAGUUUAGGUUUUCAGAUGCCCACAUGAUGGCAGCAGGGCCUAGUAUAUCAUAGCUUGAGUUUAUAUUAAUGUAUGCUUAAUGCUGCCAGUUUCCUGAAACAGCUACAAUGGGUCUAGUUUUGCUUAUGCUGUUACAUUUUGACAGAAUACAUCAGUGGACUAAAAAGGAGAGUGCAGGGUUUUAGAAGUUUAAAAUCACUACCUUGAAAAUCAAUUUGCCGCCAUUAUGUAGGCACGUCAUCCCUGCUUCUGCUGCCAACUGACAACACUGCCCAGAUGUAAAUCCUAUGCAUGUGAAUAAUAUGACAGCUGGUUUUGUGAGAUACAUACAAUUACUGCAGUAGAUUCCUAUUAAGACUCUUGUAGUUAAAGUCUCACUGCUGAGACUGCAGUGUCUCUAAACCCAGUUCUCUGAAGUAUGUUUAACAGGAAAACUAGUUUGAAGUUUUCCCAGAGUGUAUUAAGACAUGUAUGAUAGUGCAUUAAUUUUUGUUCCAGGCUUUGGGGGCGGGGGUGGGGAUUUUAUAUCUCAAAGUAAUGCAGAUGCCCCAAAACUGGUAAUUGCUGAGAAAACAAAUUUUUUUGUUGGAAAAAAAGAAUUUAACUUCAUAACAAAAACACCCAGAGCCAAGAUGAAUGAUCUAGAUUAUAUGUGAGGGAUGUUAUGAAAAAUCAAGGAGAAAUGUGUUAUCUCUAAUAUUUGCUUAAAAUGAGCAAGACUUGUUUGUGCAUGUACACAUAUUUAAAGUAUUAAUACAGAAUGUCAAGAGAUUCUGCAGUUUGACCCUUGUCCUGUAUAUAACCAUUGGUUUAGACUAUUGAAGGAAUUACGGUAUCAGAGAAGCAGCAAAUGAAAAUGGUUCUCUUAACGUAGCAGUUCUCAAACUAAAUAAUGCCACCUCCUAAAAUGAUAAAUGAAUUUGUGCAAAUCUCCUCAGUUAAACUAAUUAUUGCAUUGCAACUAGGUUUGGGUAAGAAAUAACCCACUGAUUAAAAU
Molecule: messenger RNA, 3566 nt
Organism: Python bivittatus (Burmese python)
Lineage: Eukaryota; Metazoa; Chordata; Lepidosauria; Squamata; Pythonidae
Gene: AHSA1
Product: activator of HSP90 ATPase activity 1
Biological process (GO): positive regulation of ATP-dependent activity; protein folding
Cellular component (GO): cytosol
Molecular function (GO): ATPase activator activity; protein-folding chaperone binding
Source: RefSeq, a predicted model, not a curated record